Molecule: messenger RNA, 1802 nt
Organism: Neoarius graeffei (lesser salmon catfish)
Lineage: Eukaryota; Metazoa; Chordata; Actinopteri; Siluriformes; Ariidae
Gene: prss23
Product: serine protease 23
Exons: 2
Coding region: 281-1441 (386 amino acids)
Biological process (GO): proteolysis
Molecular function (GO): serine-type endopeptidase activity
Source: RefSeq, a predicted model, not a curated record
UUGAGUCGGCGGCACGCGCUGUCCUCCAGGAAACCCGUUCAUCUUAUGGGACCAGAGUGCAGAUGUGAAACAGACUACCGAAAAAUCAGCAAGUGUUAGUGUGGAGUUUGUUUGUUUGUUUUUGGAAACCUGUGACAUUUAAGUGGAGACGCAUAAAGACGAAAUGGGAGGAAACUGCAGAGCUCGAAUAGCCGGCGCACUUGAAGACGAAGACGUGAUUUGGAUGUGAAUAGAAAAUUUCCUUUUAAGGAGCCAUCUCAAGGUUCCUGUAAUCUCAGCCAUGGCCCAUUACUGGACAUUGGGUUUAGCACAUUUCUGUCUUGCUGGUCAGCUCCUCUUACUUCUAUUAUCAAAGUCUUCUCUGUCAGUGAGAGCACCCACCUAUCACUUGCAGAAUCCCCACAUCCCUUCUCUGGUGCCUCAACCCCCCGUAGUCCUCUCUCGCUCCCGUUUCAGUGCAAAGGCCCAGCUGGACUUUACUACCCACUGCGAUGCCAGCUGUUACCACAAGGUAGAAGACAUUGACAAAGAACAUCUAACUGAGCAGCUGGCUUUUGAAACACUGUAUGCCGAUGGCUCACGUACACUAACCACUGUCAGUCUGGAAGGUGAAGAUAAUGACAGCAACAUCUUGCCUGUACUGUCCCACAAAAGGAAGCAUAAACUCCCAUCUUUCCCACACAAAAGAACAAGGAGGCAAAUCUAUGGUGCAGAUGGACGCUUCAACAUUCGUGGUGAUCAUUUCCUGUUGGACUACCCCUUCUCCACAGCCGUACGCAUCUCGACAGGCUGCACUGGUGUUCUGGUAUCCCAACAGCAUGUGCUGACCGCUGCCCAUUGUGUACAUGAUGGAAAAGAUUAUGUCAAAGGUGCACGCAAGCUCAGAGUGGGCUUCCUCAUCCCACCUUCAGCUAAUAGCACCAAAGAAGACAUGAAAAAGCCCUUGGUGCGCUGGGUAAGGGUGCGGCGGAUGCGUGUCCCUAAAGGCUGGAUACAAGGACCCCAGGAUGUCAGCAUGGAUUAUGACUAUGCCCUUCUGGAGCUGCGUUGGCCACAUCGCCGCCCCUUUAUGCGUCUUGCCGUAGCGCCUUUUGCUAACGAUUUGGCGGGAAAACGCAUCCAUUUCUCUGGGUUUGACAGUGAUAGGCCUGGAGAACUUGUGUAUCGUUUCUGCUCUGUAGAAGAUGAGAGUAAUGAUCUAAUCUACCAGCAUUGUGAUGCGAGACCUGGGGCCAGUGGCUCUGGGGUGUAUGGCCGUGUGUGGGACAGUGUUCUGGAGCGCUGGGAACGCAAAGUGAUUGGCAUCUUCUCUGGACACCAAUGGUUGGAGAUCAAUGGCGAGAGCCGUGACUACAAUGUAGCUGUCCGUUUCACACCACUGAAAUUUGCUCAGAUCUGUUACUGGGUGCAUGGAAACGGAGCAGAGUGUAGUCAGAACUGAUUUAGAUAAGCAUGAGAAGAUGGAAGGAAAGGAAAGAAAAACUCAUCCAUGAACAUGGCUUUUACAGUCGGUACUUUUAUAGACAAAACUAUUACAGUCAAAUCAAGAUACAGUCCUUUGAAAGAGGUUAUCAAAUGAUUCUCGAUUUGAUCAUCAAAGUUAAUCCAAAUUGGAUCAGAUAUCAUGUUUGCAUUAAAUUGGGCAUUUAUUUAAAGAAGUAAAACACUGUUGCCUCUCUAUUUUAAUAUAUUCAUCUUGGGACUCCUGAGAAAAGAAGCAGAAGGGUGAGGAAUUGUGCACUUACAGUGUCUUGCAAAAGUAUUCAUCCCCCUUGGUGUUUGUCCUGUUUUGUCGUAUUACA